ACACAAAAAAAAAAAAAAACAUUAAGAGAUAAUGAAUUUCUUGCAGUUAGAUAAGCGUCUUGACACGACGGAGCAAGUGGUUGAAGAAAUCAUGAGAAUUCACAGAUCUUUACCACCAAGACCAGGACUCGACGAGGUCGAAGCCGCGAGGUCUCUUAUCCAAAACGUGGAGAAGGAAGACCAAUCUUGGUUAGAAGCCAUUGCUAACCAGAGGAAACCUUCUGAUGUACCUAACGACCUUUUCACCGUCUUGCAAGAGAUGAAGAAAGGCUUUGUUCGGUUUCGUAGCAAAGAACAGAUUAGAGAAGCUGUGAAGCUUCUCGAUCUGGAAACUGUUCAUUCUUUGUUUGAUGAUUUCAUUCAGAGAGCUUCUGAUUGUAUUUCUUCUAACGGCUCUGCUCCGUCGUCUCGUCCUCCGCAGCGUGCUCCGACGCCGGUGGCUCCUUCGGGUUUGUAUUUUAACGAGAAGACGCCUGCUCGUCCCAAGGAGAUGGUUUCAAGAGAUGAUAGCUUCGUGAGUAAAGCUAAACCUUCUCUGUAUGGUGAUGGUUUUGUAGCUCCGAGAACACCUCAGAUUGUGGAUUCAUCACUUACCGCCGGAAAAUUCUCCGGCAAUGAUGGUGAGAAGAUGAGUCUAAUCAAGCUUGCUAGUUUAAUUGAGGUAUCAGCCAAGAAAGCUACCAAAGAGCUGAACUUACAGAACAAACUAUCUACACAAGUCGAGUGGCUACCAGAUUCUAUCGGCAAGUUAUCCACUUUAACAUCACUCGACAUGUCUGAAAACCACAUUGUGGUGUUACCAAACACAAUAGGAGGACUCUCUUCCUUGACAAACCUAGAUUUGCGUUCCAAUAGAAUCAGCAAUCUCCCUGAGUCUAUCGGAGAGUUGAUCAACUUGGUUUACCUAAAUCUCAGUGGUAACCAGUUAUCAUCUCUGCCUUCUUCCUUCAGCAAGUUGUUGCAGCUCGAGGAGCUUAACUUGAGCUGCAACGACCUCCCUGUCCUCCCUGAAUCCAUCGGUUCACUUGUGAGCCUCAAGAAGCUCGACGUUGAGACAAAUUAUAUUGAAGAGAUCCCUUACUCCAUCGGUGGAUGUUCUUCACUUAAAGAACUCCGUGCGGAUUACAACAAGCUCAAGGCUCUUCCUGAAGCUAUUGGGAAGAUAACUACUCUAGAGAUCUUGUCUGUUCGUUACAAUAACAUCAGACAGUUGCCAACGACCAUGUCUUCUUUGGCUAGUCUUAAAGAGCUGGAUGUGAGUUUCAACGAGCUUGAGGCUGUACCAGAGAGUUUGUGUUUCGCCACUACGCUUGUGAAGCUGAAUGUUGGGAACAACUUUGCUGAUAUGGUGUCGUUACCGAGGUCGAUAGGGAACCUUGAGGUGCUUGAAGAGCUUGAUAUAAGCAAUAACCAGAUCCGUGUGCUUCCGGAAUCGUUUAGGAUGCUUACAAAGCUGCGUGUCUUUCAUGCUCAGGAGAAUCCACUACAAGUUCCUCCUCGUGAUGUAGCUGAAAAAGGCCCUCAGGCCGUUGUUCAGUACAUGAAUGAUCUUGUGGAGCAGAGAAACGCGAAAUCACUAGUGGUUAAGCCGAAGAAGAGCUGGGUCCAGAUGUGCUUCUUUCCCAAGUCCAACAAGAAAAAACAGAGCAACAUGGAGAUUGUGUAAAAGCUGCUGACAAUGUCUCUGGUCCGUUUUCAGGUAAAUCCGUUCAUACUAUUGACAGCACAAGUGAUAGACAAAUCCAGCUAUCUUCUUCACACGACAAUGCAAAGAGAGAGAGAGAGAAGCUUUGGUUUUGCGUUGCAUUUCCCAAGUGGUGUAGAUGUUUUCACUAUUCAUUAUUUGUUUGAAUGUUUAUUUACUACCGUUCACAUGUAUCACUGUGCACCAAAAUUUGUUUCAUUCAUGUCUCUCCACAUAUCUGUUCUUCUUGCUUUUCAUGGUUAUGAUGACUGAACUGUAGAACCGGUCCAAAAACAGAAUCGAACCAUCUUUGUGUGCAGUCUAUCGUUUUGUUUUUUUUUUUUUGUUGAUGUGUAAUCGUCACGAGACAUGUUCUUUCUUUCAUGUGUGUGUUAUCAUGUCAUUAUCCACGUCACGUGUGAACCAAUGAGUGAAGCACAGGUUUUCUUCAUCAUUAGAAAAUACAAUAUAUCUCAUCUGUCUUGGAUCGUGUAAUCACAUUGUGG
This is a messenger RNA of Eruca vesicaria subsp. sativa (arugula), 2190 nucleotides long. Lineage: Eukaryota; Viridiplantae; Streptophyta; Magnoliopsida; Brassicales; Brassicaceae. The record is from the annotation of a GenBank genome assembly.